This is a messenger RNA of Rhododendron vialii, 1115 nucleotides long. RefSeq names its product tetraspanin-6-like. Gene Ontology annotation, cellular component: plasma membrane; plasmodesma. Gene Ontology annotation, biological process: auxin-activated signaling pathway. The record is from RefSeq and is a predicted model, not a curated record. NCBI's taxonomy places the organism in Eukaryota, Viridiplantae, Streptophyta, Magnoliopsida, Ericales, Ericaceae. The transcript is spliced from 3 exons. Bases 54 to 905 code for a protein of 283 amino acids.
AAAGCAGCAGCCACCAGCACGAGAGAGAGAGAGAGAGAGAGAGAGAGAGAGAAAUGUAUAGAUGCAGCAACGCAGUAAUCGGGUUUCUAAACCUGCUCACUCUUCUAUCCUCAAUCCCAAUAAUAGGAGGAGGGUUAUGGAUGGCAAAGAGCAAAACCUCCUGCGAAAGUUUCCUCCAAACACCCCUCCUAAUCAUCGGCUUCGUCAUACUUAUUCUCUCUCUAGCCGGCUUCAUCGGCUCCUGCUUCCACGUGGCAUGGGUUCUCUGGCUCUACUUAGCCGUCAUGUUCUUACUCAUAGCGGCUUUGAUGGCUCUCACUGUGUUCGGCUUCAUUGUCACCAACAGAGGCGACAGCGUCGUGGUUCCGGGUCGGGUUUAUAAAGAGUACCAUUUGGAGAAUUACUCGCCGUGGCUGAGGAAAAAACUGAAAGACCCUCGCUACUGGGAGACUAUUAGGACUUGUAUUUUGGGGUCCAAGACUUGUGCUAAGAUUGCUUAUUGGACUCCUUUUGAUUAUUUGCAAAGGGACAUGUCUCCUAUACAGUCCGGUUGCUGCAAGCCACCAACUGCAUGCAGCUACGCGGUGGACGCAACGACUCUGGCCCAAGACCCAGACUGUUACCGGUGGAACAACGCCCCCAACCUUCUCUGCUACGAGUGUGAUUCGUGCAAAGCAGGGGUGCUCGAAACCAUGAGGACCGAUUGGCGCAAGCUUUCUAUUCUCAACAUUGUGAUGGUCAUCUUGCUCAUUUGUAUCUACUCUGUUGGCUGCUGUGCUUACCAAAACACGAAAAGAGCACAGACCGAUAACCCCUACGGCCAGAACCGGAUGUCCAAAGUCCGACCCAGAUGGGAUUUCCACUGGUGGAGAUGGUUGGAUGACAGAAGACACCAGCUCUAUUAGGCAAAAGCUUUUACUCUUAUUUUUUUUCCCUUUUGCCUUCAUCUCCCACUUUGUAUUCCUGCUUCCCUAAUAGAUCGAUAUGGGACGAUUCUGUCAAAAUGUAGUAGUAGCUAUGCAUGGGCAUGAAAUUGAGGUUUCAAUGCUUUUCUUUCUUGCUAUGUACUAAUGCUUCUUGCGCAAAGGAAGAUUUGUCUUUAGUUCAAAGAUCAA